GAACAUAAAUGAUCUGAGCUGUAAACAAACCAUCAAGGAAGCAGCAUGGUUGAUAUUCGUGUUGUUGGAGCCAGAGAUCGUCAGAAGCAAGAGUUCACAGAGGAAAUAUCAAACCUUGUGUGUCCAGGCGAUGUUAUCACUGCAGAUACUGGGUUUAUGCGUGGUCAUGGAACAUAUAUGGAAGAUGAGAAACUUCAUGCCUCAGUAGCUGGUGUUGUUGAAAGAGUCAACAAAUUGAUAUGUGUAAAACCUCUUAAAACAAGAUAUAAUGGUGAAGUUGGAGAUGUGGUGAUUGGAAGGAUUAUAGAAGUGGGCCAAAAGAGAUGGAAAGUAGAUACCAGAUCAAAGUUAGAUUCAAUAUUAAUGUUGUCAUCAGUUAAUCUGCCUGGUGGAGAACUUAGGAGAAGAUCAGAGGAAGAUGAAAAGAUGAUGAGAAAUUAUCUCAAAGAAGGAGACCUCAUAAGUGCAGAGGUGCAAUCUGUAUUUUCUGACGGUGCAUUAUCUUUACACACUAGAAGUUUAAAAUAUGGAAAGCUGGCUCAAGGGACUAUUAUACAAGUAUCACCAUCCUUAAUCAAACGAAGGAAAACACAUUUUCACACAUUACCAUGUGGUGCUACAAUAAUUCUUGGGAACAAUGGCUCUGUCUGGAUUUCGGCUACAAUGAACGAAGAGACAGAACAAACAGGAGGUUAUGAACAAGAUUUAGAGCCAGUUUCUAAAGGAGACAGAGAAGUGAUAGCUAGGUUAAGGAACUGUGUAAUAGCUCUCUCUGAACAUCAGAUGAUGUUAUAUGAUACAAGUGUGUUGUAUUCUUAUGAAGAAUCUCUAAGAUUUAAUGUAAAAGAUAUUUUAAAACCAGAAAUAAUGACAGAAAUCAUAGAGAAUACACAACCAAGACUGGAAAGCUUAGGGACUUGACAAAUAAAUUGUUCUUAUAACAUCAAUAUUUUUUGUCAGUAUAUAAAAUGAGGACAGAAUUCUAUCAACUAGGACAGAAUUCUAUCAACUUGUCUACUUGUAUAGAUUGACUAAGGGGUAGAAAUAUUUCAUUGAAUUGCUUUUGUUAUAAAUUAGAGGUCCAUAAAAUAGUAAAAAAUAUGAUGAGGGAUGGUAAAGUAGUAAUUUCAGUAAGGGCCUUACUUGGCUUCGAAUUGUCCAUUUUGCAAUAUAAAAAGUGUUUCAAGUUGAUGAAUAGACAUUAAAGAAAGUGAAAUAGAA
Molecule: messenger RNA, 1221 nt
Organism: Mytilus californianus (California mussel)
Lineage: Eukaryota; Metazoa; Mollusca; Bivalvia; Mytilida; Mytilidae
Product: exosome complex component RRP4-like
Exons: 8
Coding region: 46-921 (291 amino acids)
Biological process (GO): TRAMP-dependent tRNA surveillance pathway; nuclear polyadenylation-dependent rRNA catabolic process; exonucleolytic trimming to generate mature 3'-end of 5.8S rRNA from tricistronic rRNA transcript (SSU-rRNA, 5.8S rRNA, LSU-rRNA)
Cellular component (GO): nuclear exosome (RNase complex); cytoplasmic exosome (RNase complex)
Molecular function (GO): RNA binding
Source: RefSeq, a predicted model, not a curated record